AUGGCUACCCCUCGGUUACAAGCUGGUGGAUCUAAUUAUAACAGAAACAAAAUUUACAGAAUGCCUGUCCUUCAGGAUUUCAGGGAGGAUGAAAGUGAGGAGGAGGAAGAAGAAAGGGUGGGUGGCAGUGAUAACUUCGAAAAGGUGUUCCUUAAGCCAGUUAUUGAGGACAGAAACAUGGAACUGGCCAGAAGAUGUACUGAAAUUAUAAGUGAUAUCCACUAUAAAGAAGAGUAUGAAAAAUCUAAAGGCAAGUUCACAUUUGUAUCUGACACCCCUCAGUUAAAACAUAUGAAAAAUAUGAGUGCUUUUAUUUCUGAGGCAAAGUACAAAGGAUCUGCUAAAAAAGACCUCUCCAAUUCUCUGUAUAAGCAGAUGCCAGCCACAAUUGACAGUGUGUUUGCAAGAGAAGUUACACAGCUUCAGAGCAAGGUACUCUACAAACAGAAACAUGAUACUGAAAAAGGGACAUCAGAUUAUGCACAUAUGAUGGAGCCCCCAGAUGUUAAGCAUGCUAUGGAAGUCAAUAAACACCAGAGUAAUGUGUCAUAUAAGAAAGAUGUACAGGAUACACACAGAUACACUGAAGUGCUGAACAGGCCAGACAUAAAGAUGGCAAGCAAGAUAACAAAGAUAAUAAGCAAUGCUGAAUAUAAGAAACAAAGAGGAGAAAUGAAUAAGGAGACUGCUGUACUCGGAAGACCAGAUUUUGAGCAUGCUAAGGGAGUUUCUAAACUUUUAAGCCAAGUUAAAUACAAAGAGCAAUUCAAAAAGGAAAUGAAGAACCACCAGUAUAACCCUCUUGGCAGUGCUUCUUUCAAGCAAGCACAGAUGGCAUCCACCUUGGCGAGUGAUGUGAAAUACAAAAAAGAUAUGGUGGAAACUCUACACAAUCCGGUUUCAGACCUACCAAACUUGCUAUAUUUAGAACAUGCUUUAAAUGCCAGCAAAAUGCACAGUAAUUAUGAAUACAAGAAACUGUUUGAGAAAAGCAAGGGGCACUAUCAUUUUGCCCUGGAUACAACUGAACAGAUGCAUCACAAAGAAAAUGCUGUGCUCCAAAGUCAGGUUAAGUACAAAGAGGAUUAUGAAAAAUCAAAAGGCAGGUCAAUGAUGGAGUUCAUGGAUACGCCAAUUUAUCAAGUUUCAAAAGAAGUUCAAAAGAUUCAAAGUGAGAAAGCAUAUCGCAAAGAUUUUGAAGAAGGGCUUAAAGGAAAGGCAUCGCUGGAUUUAGACAAGACCCCAGAAUUCUUGCAUGUACAACAUGUCACCAAACUUUUGAAAGGGAAAGAAUAUAGAAAAGAUCUGGAAAAUGAAAUAAAGGGGAAAGGAAUGAUACUGAUUCCAGAUAUUCCUGACAUUCGGAGAGCAAAAAGAGCAUCUGAAAUUGUUAGCGAGAAAGAAUACAAGAAAGACCUGGAGACUGAAAUUAAAGGGAGGGGCAUGCAAGUGGGCACAGACACCCCUGAGAUACAACGGGCCACGAAAGCUUCUGAAAUUGCAAGCCAGAAAGAAUACAAGAAAGACCUAGAGACUGAAAUUAAAGGGAAGGGGAUGCAAGUGGGCACAGAUACCCCUGAAAUACAACGAGCCCAGAAAGCUUCUAAAAUUGCAAGCCAGAAAGAAUACAAGAAAGAUCUGGAGACUGAAAUUAAAGGGAAGGGGAUGCAAGUGGGCACAGAUACUCCUGAGAUACGAAGAGCCAAAAGAGCUUCUGAAAUUGCAAGCCAGAAAAUGUACAAAGAUGAAGCAGGGAAGAUGCUCUGUAACUACUGUACCAUACCAGAUACUCCAGAAAUUGAGAGGAUUAAGAAUACUCAGAAAAACAUCAGUUCAGUGUUUUAUAAGAAGGGAGUAGGCUCUGGCACAGCAGUCAAAGAGACUCCUGAGAUUGAACGAGUAAAGAAAAAUCAGCAGAAUAUUAGUUCAAUAAAAUACAAAGAAGAAAUGAAGCAUGCCACAGCAAUUUCGGAUCCUCCAGAAAUAAGGAGAGUUAAGGAAAACCAGAAGAAUAUUAGCAAUGUUCAGUACAAAGAACAGCCUUGCAAAGCUACGCCUGUGACCGUCACCCCUGAGAUGGAAAGAGUCAAGAAGAAUCAAGAAAUUAUCAUUGGUGGUAAAAGUAUUGAACAGCUUUGGGCCAAGAACAGGUCCACUCAGGACCGUAGUAGAAACACGCCCAUUGGAUGCUGA
Molecule: messenger RNA, 2193 nt
Organism: Emys orbicularis (European pond turtle)
Lineage: Eukaryota; Metazoa; Chordata; Testudines; Emydidae
Product: nebulette-like
Exons: 22
Coding region: 1-2193 (730 amino acids)
Biological process (GO): cardiac muscle thin filament assembly
Cellular component (GO): Z disc
Molecular function (GO): actin filament binding
Source: RefSeq, a predicted model, not a curated record